UCCACAAUCGGAACUAGUUCAGAUAGUGGAGGGCUGCCGGCGAAGUUCCCACUACUUUUUUCAAUGCAGGCGGUAGUGUGGGGCCCGCGUUUGGCAAACCUAUCAAGCUGUUCCUGGCGAAAAGCUUUUCAUCUCCGAGCUUUCUCAUCUUCAACAUCGUCUGAUUACUCCAACCAAUCCCGUGGUGGCCUCCCUCGCUUCUACUCCCAUGUCCUCCCUCCUUCGAAGGGUGGUGUUGUACGUGUGGAAGGUGAUGAAUUCUGGCAUAUGACUAGAGUUCUACGAUUGAGCACGAACGAUAGGGUAGAGCUUUUUAAUGGAAAAGGAAGUUUAAUUGAAGGUUGCAUACAGAGGGUUGACCAUGCUGGACUGGAUUUUGUGGCACUGGAGGACCCAAAGUUAGUGUCUCCUCAGACCGUGCAAUGGCAUGUGUUUGCUGCUUUUGGUGGUCGAGCUGAUUGGCUUGUGGAGAAAUGCACCGAGCUGGGAGCCAGUAGUGUAACACCUCUGUUGACUGAACGAUCUGUUACAAUUUCGGAAAAUCGGAUGGAUAGACUGCAACGAGUUAUUUUAGCAGCAACUAAACAAUGUCAACGGCUGCAUGAGAUGACUUUGCACCCUCCUAUGAAAAUUGCUGGCCUUUUUCCUAUUGUCUUGCAGUCUAAGUUUUCUUUUGUGGCUGCGGCGGAGGCCAUUCCUGUUAUAAGUGCUCUGAAUUCCUCAAGAAAAGAAUCAAGUGGAUUAGUAAUAAUCGGACCAGAAGGGGACUUCACAGAGAAAGAGAUGAACAUGAUGGUAGAAGCAGGUGCAAUUGCAGUUGGUCUAGGGCCUCACCGCCUACGAGUAGAAACUGCUACAAUGGCACUGAUGGCAACUCUAAUGUUGUGGUCGGACUCUCAGGAACAAUCCACUUCUUAGCUGUGCUGGGAAUUGUUCCAAAACAUGCAGUUUUGUAUUGGUGGUUAAAAUGCCAAUGCACUUGAUUGCUUGCAAGCCAUGGUUAAUCCUAGAUUUUCUGGGUCAGAAAGACUUAAAGGCAGGUUCACAUUUCAUCUAUUAGUUUAUGUGGUUAUUUUAUGUUUGGUUACUAUAGAGGUUGUCGUUUAAGUUAAACAUUUUUAUAUCAGCAGAUAAAUCU
Molecule: messenger RNA, 1138 nt
Organism: Ilex paraguariensis (yerba mate)
Lineage: Eukaryota; Viridiplantae; Streptophyta; Magnoliopsida; Aquifoliales; Aquifoliaceae
Source: the annotation of a GenBank genome assembly